UCUAACUCCAUUUCAGAAGAAGAAAUCAGCUGCUGCAGGAUAAGUAAAACCCCGAGAUUUACAUUAAAUAAUGGUUUGGUGUGAGGAGUUAUCAUUUACACAGAGGAUCUGCUGAAUUACUAAUAUGAGAUAUCAUUGAUGUCACGAUCUUGGCCUGAUGCAACGCUGUGAUUGGAGGAAGCCGGAUUUGUCAUUUUGGACCUGCAAAGACAGCUUGUGACGGGCAGAGGAAGUGCUGGAGCGGCUGCCAGGAUUAAAAGCAGAAACCCUUUGAUGACUUCUGAUACUGAAAACCCCAUUCAACAACGGAGAAGAAAACUACAGUAACUGAAAAAGAAAGAAAAUAUGUUAGCGGAGCACGGUGGAGUUAUUUUGCUGCUGUUACUUCAUCACACGUAUGCACUUCUGGAACUGACUGUUCCACCAUCUACAAAUGCUUUUGUUGGCUCCAGUAUUGUUCUGCCUUGUACUUUCCGUGUGGAUAAACCAUCUAUAAAUCCCAAGUACCUUGCCAUUUUCUGGCACUUUGGGGAAACAGAGCUGCUUAAAUAUGACAACAAAGGGACAGUUCUGUCAACAUCAAGGGUGACUAUAGAUGACCAGGCCAUAUUACAAGGCAAUGCCUCUCUGACUAUUCCUGGUGUAACUGUAUCUGAUGAAGGAACCUACAAGUGUUUAGUUAUUUACAGCCCCGACAGACAAGAAAAGCGAAUAAGGUUGAAUAUUAAAGCUUCACCAACAGUGAAAAUGAGCAGAAAAAUAUUAAUGGAUUCUAAGCAAACUGUGCUCCAGUGUUUAGUCACUGGCUACUAUCCACCUGAUGUUAUGGUGACUUGGCUUAAGAAUGGGAAAACACUAACUAAUUCAGCUCUGAGCACACCACAGCGGAAUGCAGACGGAACCUUUCGAGUAAAUAGCACAAUGAGCUUUACACCCGCUGAGGUCACGGAUCAAUUGGACAUUGUGUGUCAAGUGCAACAUGAUUCCCUUCAGAAUCCAAUUCAAGAUGGCAUAAAAAUGGAUGGAACUUUUCCUUCAGUGCAGAUUUUCUCCUCACCAGUUCAGAAGGACUCAGAACAAUUAUUCAUGUGUGAAGUGAGGGGACUUGACCCUACAUUUGUCAAAGUGAACUGGUUGCAGAAUGGGAGGGAUAUAGAGAUGAAGAACAUUAGUGCAAGCUCUGCUCUAUAUUACUCACUAAGACCAACUCUAAACAGAGACCUCGAUACUAAUAUCUCCUGUGUGGUACAAGAUGAGUCGCUGUCUGAUCAUAUCUCUAAUACAAUACAACUGAAAGGUGAUGGUAUCAGACAAACAAUCAGAUCGAAGGAAGUUGCAGCUGUUCUCCUGACCAUGGCAUUCACAGCGGCUGCAGUUGGCUUUGUAUUGUGGUUUUUGAUCACCAAAAGUAAAUAUUUCCAGAGGUUUAGAGUAAGUCCCCUCUAUGAACCUUCUUUGUGGAAUGAUGACAAUACAAUCACAUUAUACUGUACAGCAUUUGACUGUGUAAAGGACGUCCAGGUGAUAUGGACGGUGACUGAGAGUGAUGGAAAUAAAGUUAUAUUGCGUGACAGUCAGACCAAGAGUGAUGAAGAGAAUGCCGGGCUCAUCAGCAGUGACUACACUGUGAGAUCAGACAGAUCAGAGGCACAAGGACUGCACAAUGUUAUCACCACCUUGUCAUUCACACCCAAUGUAUCAAAGCACAAGGACACCAACGUUACCUGCAAGUUUAUAUGUGAUGGGAGAUCCAAGGAAAAGAGUUUUAAAUGUCAAUACAAACUGGAAAAGCCGGAGAUAUUGGGGCCCAUAAAAUUAACCCUCUGUGCUCCAGGAGAGGUGCUGUGCUCUGUGAAUCUGAGCAAGUUUUACCCUAAAGACAUCCAGAUUAGGUGGAGCUGUGGAGUCGGACAUUACAAGGAACUUAACACUAGUAAAGAUACAAUUACAGAUAAUAAAAACCAGACCUUUAAUGUAAAAAGUGAAUGUAAAAUCCCGGAGCAUCUUUUUAAUGAACCAGGAUUCAGAGUGCAGGUGACCUGGGAACAUGAAUCCAUGGAUAAGCCUGAGAAGAGGGAGCUGUCUGCAAGAGACACAGACUUUUCUUGGCACCCAAAAAUGGCAGAAAUAACAAAACCACUUCAUUUCCUAAAUGGUAAUGAGGCUAAGUUUCAGUGUAAAAUCUCUGGGUAUUUCCCUAAUGCUCUGGAUGUGAAAUGGUUAAAAAGGGAAGUUGGAAACCAGGAAUUAUUCGCUGUAUCUCAUGGUGACCAAUACAAGAUCCCUGAGCUGGAAGUGACCAGAGCAGCAGAUAGCACGUUCACCUGCACAGCCAGUCUGAUUAUUGUUGCUGUGUCAGCACAGACUGAGCAGGGAAAGGAAUUUAUCUGCAGGGUGGGACAUCCCAGUCUAGAGAAACCCCUGGAGAGAAGCACAGGACCUCUUAUUAUAGAAGGGGUUAGGAGCAUUUCAGGUGCUGAGAGAACCUCAGCCAUCACAUUAGAUAUAAACAGCUACAUCCCAGAAGACACUGUGAUAAAGUGGAGCCGAGCUGAGUCUAAACCUGAGAAAUAUAAGGAGAUCUCUGACUCUCACAUACAACAAGAUUCUCACCCUAACAGUGACGGCAGCUACACAAUAAGUCAUGUAUGUAAGGUCAUGAGAUUAACAGAUCUAGUGAACCCAAGUGACAUUUACGUUAAAGCUGUGGUGGAGCACAAGAUACUAAAGUGUACAACGGAGCUGAACGUCUUACGCAGAGAAGGAAAAUUUUACCUAUUGUCAGAAGGUAAAGAGAAAAUACUUCUAACAGACAAACCUCAUAUGGUUAAUAAAGCUGUCACCCAGAGUGCUGCACCAUAGAGCAGUAGUGAAGUCACUGCACACUCAGUUACAUCAACAGGAGCAGACUUCCUUCAAGCAGCAGAAAAUAAUUAUCUGGAACCCGGAGAACAAACAAAAAUAAAACACAAGAAGAGGAAAAUCCUCUGAAGAUAAAUACAAAAGGCAGAACAUGGUUCCUGAUUAACAUCAUUAUAAUAUUGCCAUUGGACACAAUUUAUUACAGAACUGGUUUCAUGAAGUUAGAUUUAUAUAAACACAGGACAUUGCAACCUUAUUAACCUCAGUCCUGUAAUUUCAGAUAAACUAUGGGUUUAUUGGAGGUUCGGAGUGCGUUAAGGAAACAGAAGGUACACGCAUGUGAAUUAAAGUUACCAGGAUAGUAAAUAUGGUUGGGAACAAGUGCUGCAGAUUUUAAUGUUUAACUCAUUAAAUGUCAGAUAUAUUAAGAUUUGUGUAAUUCAGCCCAAUAUGCUCCCAAGAUAUUGACCCUGGACUGAAGGUGCUAUUGUUGUUUUAACAAUAAUUUAUCUACACUUCUAAAUCAACAGAGUUGGAAUCACAAUUGUUUGAUGUGUAGAAAAUGUUUGGGUUCUUGAAGUAAAAUAUUGUGAUAAUCAUUGUUCCCCUUAAAAAUAUGUGCAGUAAGCAUGAGCAUAUAAAGGUCAUGUUAUGUAUAAAUUAUAAAUUUUAUUACUACUGUUUAUA
Molecule: messenger RNA, 3549 nt
Organism: Bombina bombina (fire-bellied toad)
Lineage: Eukaryota; Metazoa; Chordata; Amphibia; Anura; Bombinatoridae
Exons: 13
Coding region: 346-2862 (838 amino acids)
Source: RefSeq, a predicted model, not a curated record